UCUUUUCCCUCCAAUAAAAUCUAGGGUUUUCUCUGCUGCGCCUCUCCCCCCACCAUCUCAUUGAAAUGGAUUCGGAUCUUAACAAUCUGGAUUCCCUCCGCAUCACCUCCCUCGACGACGAUGAAGGGGAUGAAGAUGCCAUCGAAAUGGACGACGACGACGACGACGGCGACGACGAGGCAGAAGACGAAGUCGCAGGGGGAGGAGUUACCCUGGGGUUCGUCGAGAAGCCGAAGAAUCCUCACUCGCUUCUUCGUCAGUUCUUCCCUAGCAAAGCCGGAGGCGUCCCCGCGUGGUUGGAUCCGUUGAACUUGCCUUGGGGGAAAUUUCGCACGUGCGGAUUCUGUGGAGAGCCACUACUGUUCCUUCUUCAGAUUUAUGCAUCGUUGCCUGAGAAGGAAUCUACAUUCCAUCGGAUACUGUAUGUGUUCAUGUGCCCAUCUAUGUCCUGCCUUCUUAAGGACCAACAUGAGCAGUGGAAGCGUGAUGGAGAGAAUUCUUGUAGAAGUGUGAAGGUUUUCCGGUGCCAACUACCUCGUUCUAAUCCUUUCUACUCGUUCGACCCCCCUAAGCACAAUGGCAGAAAUGAACCUUUAACUGCUGGAGCUGAACUCUGUUGUUGGUGUGGCACUUGGGUAGGGGACAAAAUCUGUAGUAAUUGCAGGAGAGCACGCUACUGCUCUGAGAAACACCAGUCUAUGCAUUGGCGCUCCGGCCAUAAAAAUGAUUGCCGCAGGCUAGCGAAUCCUUCAGAAGCUUCUGUGCCUAUUCUGGGCAAUGCUGCCUGCAGAACUUUGUGGCCUGAAUAUGAAAUCGAAAACGAGGAUGAAUGUUUGUCCGACUAUGAACAUUCUGAAGAUACUAGUAGUGCAACUUCUUUGGUGCCCGUACAGAACAAAACAGAUGAGGCAUUUCAAUCAUUGUCAGACAAGUUUGCGGCUGACAAUGAUAAGGAGAAUUUUGCAUCGUUCCAACAACGUAUUGCUAAAGCCCCUGAGCAAGUGUUGAGAUAUUGUCGAGAUCUGGCUGCAAAACCGUUGUGGCCAUUAUCAAUUGGUCGUCCAACUAAAGCAGACAUUCCCAGAUGCAACUACUGCAAGGGUCCCCGUUCUUAUGAAUUCCAGAUCAUGCCUCAGCUGCUUUAUUACUUUGGUGUGAGAAACGACCCUGAUUCACUUGACUGGGGGACUAUUGUUGUGUACACAUGUUCGGGAUCCUGCGAUUCAAGUGUGAGCUACAAGGAAGAGUUUGCAUGGGUUCAGCUGUAUCCUACGUGUGCAAUGCCGUAAAAGUUCUCCAAUAUAUUUGAGCAGGUUAUCCUCCGAAGAAUAGGUCACUCUUGCUCAACAAUUUCCUCGACGAAAACAAGUUUAAGCUACAAAGAGCGUUAUCACUGGCUCGGCUCGAUACAAGUAGUACUUUUUUUUUUAGGAUAGCAGAUAAAAAAGAGUAUUAAAGGACAGAAUCUUUAAAAAAAGAAGAGUACCGAGGGAGAACCGCCUUAUAAAUAGUUCUAAAAUUGGUUAACUUGAAGCCUUGCGAUGUCACCGUGUCACGAGCUUGUGUUCUUCUUGGCGUUUUGGUAUUUUUAUUUUUCCUAUUGCAUUUUGUAUUAAAACUACAAAUCAUGUAACCGUUCGAGCUUCAAUA
This is a messenger RNA of Asparagus officinalis (garden asparagus), 1650 nucleotides long. Its product is annotated as programmed cell death protein 2. Gene Ontology annotation, cellular component: cytoplasm. The coding region runs from base 66 to 1289 and encodes 407 amino acids. Lineage: Eukaryota; Viridiplantae; Streptophyta; Magnoliopsida; Asparagales; Asparagaceae. The record is from RefSeq and is a predicted model, not a curated record. The transcript has 11 exons.